Papaver somniferum (opium poppy) is the source of this 1446-nucleotide messenger RNA. Its product is annotated as early nodulin-like protein 2. Gene Ontology annotation, cellular component: plasma membrane. The record is from RefSeq and is a predicted model, not a curated record. Gene Ontology annotation, molecular function: electron transfer activity. Lineage: Eukaryota; Viridiplantae; Streptophyta; Magnoliopsida; Ranunculales; Papaveraceae. Bases 125 to 1252 code for a protein of 375 amino acids. The transcript has 2 exons.
UAACACAAAUCAAUCUUUUCUUCUCUUCUCUUCUCUUCUCACUUUAAAGUAGCCAAGAUCCUCAAAACCUUGAUUUUUAUUUAGAUAUCUUCAAAACCAUUUCCUGUUUUUACUCCAUACAGGAAUGGAGUUUAGAAGUUGCAUCUUGUUUGUGAUGUUAAUGGGGUUUGUUUAUUCAUCUGAAGCUGCUAACAAAUAUGUUGGUGGAAAGGAUGGUUGGGUUGCAACUCCUUCUGAGAGUUUAAAUCAGUGGGCAGAAAAGACUAGAUUUUCAGUUAAUGAUUCACUUGUUUUCAAGUACAAGAAAGGAACAGACUCUGUUUUGGUAGUGAAUUCAGAAGGCUACUACGCAUGCAACACAAAGAAUCCAAUUCAGACUUUGGAUGGUGGAGAUUCCAGCUUUAAAUUAGAAAAAUCUGGUCCAUAUUAUUUCAUCAGUGGUAAAGAUGGUAACUGUGCUCAAGGUCAAAAACUGAUUGUUGUUGUUCUUGCUGUUAGAACUCCACCUUCAUCUCCUUCUCCACUAUCUCCACCACCAAAAUCUUCUUCACCUUCACCUUCACCAUCUCCAGUUGUUAACCCGCCUAAAUCCUCUCCUUCGCCUUCACCAGUACCAAUUGCUAACCCACCAAAGAGUUCUUCCCGUUCACCAUCACCUGCACCAAAGGCAAGUCCACCAAAGUCCUCAUCACCUUCACCAGCACCAAUUGCAACCCCCCCUAAGUCCACAUCCCCUUCACCAGCACCAAUUGCAAACCCUCCCAUGUCCUCAGCACCAUCACCAGCAAAUCCUCCCAAGUCUGCAUCCCCUUCCCCAGCACCAAUUGCAAACCCACCUAAAUCUGCAUCCCCAUCUCCAGCACCAGUUGCAAACCCUCCCAUGUCCUCAGCACCAUCACCAGCAAACCCUCCCAAAUCUGCAUCCCCUUCACCUUCACCAAUUGCCAACCCUCCCAAGUUUGCAUCGCCUUCACCUUCACCAAGUGCAACCCCACCUAAGUCUGCAUCCCCUUCACCAUCUCCAGUGCCAUACCCACCUAAGUCCUCUCCUUCACCAUCUCCAAUGCCUUACCCACCUACUCCUGCAUCGACAACACCCACAUCUUUACCACCUAUGGAUGAUGGAGCACCAGAGCCUUCGGGUUCUGAUGCAUAUACUACAGCACCAGCACCGGCUCCUUCUUCAGCCCCUUCAUCACUUUCUUCUAUUGGCCUUGUUUUUGUUAGUAUGCUACUGAGCUAUUUCUUUUAAUUGUUGCAGGAUGAAUAGUGUUUAUGUUUGGAAUUCAUGAGAACACACUUUAUAUUAUUUGUAUUAAAGAGAUUGGGUUUUGAUUCAGUUCAGGUUGUUGGAUGAUGUCAUGAUCAUUUUUUGUGUUUAUAUAGUUCCAAGUUGUUCAAUCUCAUUACAAAACUCAAUAAAGCUAGUCUUUUUCUUUCUUUUCA